AUGGCGUCCACUUUGGGCACUUCUUCAAUUGCGCUUCUGCCUUCGCGUUAUUUCUCUUCUUCUUCUUCCAAGCCUUCUGUUCACACGCUCUCUUUAACCUCAGGGCAGAACUAUGGACGGAAGUUUUAUGGAGGAAUUGGAAUCCACGGCAUAAAGGGAAGGUCUCAGUUCUCAGUUGCCAGUGUUGCCACUGAAGUUAACUCUGUAGAACAGAAUCCGAGUACUGUUGCUAAAGAAAGCCAGAGACCAGUAUAUCCGUUUGCUGCCAUAGUUGGACAAGAUGAGAUGAAACUUUGUCUCCUCCUUAAUGUGAUUGAUCCUAAGAUUGGAGGUGUAAUGAUCAUGGGGGACAGGGGAACAGGGAAAUCUACAACAGUUCGGUCAUUGGUUGAUUUACUUCCCCAAAUCAAGGUUGUUGCUGGUGACCCUUAUAACUCAGACCCAGAAGAUCCAGAAUUCAUGGGUGUUGAAGUGAGAGAGCGUGUACUGCAAGGAGAGCAACUUUCUGUGGUCUUGACCAAAAUUAACAUGGUUGAUUUGCCAUUGGGAGCUACGGAAGAUAGAGUAUGUGGAACAAUUGACAUUGAGAAAGCUCUGACUGACGGUGUCAAGGCAUUUGAGCCUGGACUACUGGCUAAAGCUAAUCGGGGAAUCCUAUAUGUUGAUGAAGUUAACCUUUUGGAUGAUCACUUGGUGGAUGUGUUAUUGGAUUCUGCUGCAUCAGGAUGGAACACAGUGGAGAGAGAAGGAAUUUCUAUCUCACAUCCUGCACGGUUUAUCCUAAUUGGCUCGGGGAACCCUGAAGAAGGGGAGCUCCGGCCACAGCUGUUGGAUAGGUUUGGAAUGCAUGCUCAAGUUGGAACCGUUAGGGAUGCUGAACUCAGAGUGAAGAUUGUGGAGGAGAGAGGUAGAUUUGACAAGAAUCCCAAGGAGUUUCGUGAAUCUUAUAAAGCUGAGCAAGAGAAGCUCCAGGACCAAAUUACCUCAGCAAGGAGUGCUCUUUCUUCUGUUCAAAUUGAUCAAGAUCUCAAGGUGAAAAUCUCCAAGGUGUGUGCAGAGUUGAAUGUGGAUGGACUAAGAGGAGACAUUGUAACAAAUAGGGCUGCAAAAGCUCUUGCUGCUCUCAAGGGAAGAGACAAAGUAAGUGCAGAGGACAUUGCUACUGUCAUUCCUAACUGCUUGAGACACCGUCUUAGAAAGGAUCCCUUGGAGUCAAUAGACUCAGGUUUACUUGUCACUGAGAAAUUUUAUGAAGUCUUCAGCUGA
Molecule: messenger RNA, 1266 nt
Organism: Sphenostylis stenocarpa
Lineage: Eukaryota; Viridiplantae; Streptophyta; Magnoliopsida; Fabales; Fabaceae
Source: the annotation of a GenBank genome assembly